Molecule: messenger RNA, 1845 nt
Organism: Plasmodium vinckei vinckei
Lineage: Eukaryota; Apicomplexa; Aconoidasida; Haemosporida; Plasmodiidae
Product: pre-mRNA-splicing factor PRP46, putative
Exons: 2
Coding region: 1-1845 (614 amino acids)
Biological process (GO): mRNA splicing, via spliceosome
Cellular component (GO): Prp19 complex; catalytic step 2 spliceosome; precatalytic spliceosome
Molecular function (GO): protein binding
Source: RefSeq, a predicted model, not a curated record
AUGAGAAGAUUUUUUGGAUUUGAUAGAAGUGAGGAAAAGGAAGAUGAUAAAAUAAAUGAAGUUGAAAAAAAUGACGAAAAAGAGUAUGAAGAUGAAAAUAAUGAAGAAGAAGAAGAAUAUGAAGCAGAAUAUGGUGGCGAAGAAGAUUUAAAAAAACACAUUUGCUUAUCGAAAAAUAUGUUCAUGGGAAAUGAUAUAUUAACACCAUUUAAUUAUAAUUUAUUAGCAUAUGACCAGAACAUAAACGGUAGAAUAAUUAUAAAUGAUGAAGAUGAUGAUUAUGAGAAUAAUGACAAAAUAAAAGAUUUAAAAGCGGUAUCUGCUUUAGCUAUUCCAGAUGAAGAAAGCACAAAAUCUUAUGAACAAAGAUAUAAAGAAAAUGAAUUAAAAGCACGACGAAACAAUUUAAGGGAAAAUGUUUUAAAGAAAUUAACAUCUAUAAAAAUGAACAUAAAUAUAAGAGAAAUGGAUGAGUAUUCAUCUGUAAAAAAGUUAUAUAUAAAAAAAAUGGAAACAAGUGAUAUACAAAAAGGAAAUGAAAAAAAUAUGAAAAAAAAGAAGAAGAAAAAAAGCUCAAUAAUAAAUAGCAUUAUAAAUGAUGACCCAAUAACACACGAAGAUAUUUCUUUAAAUGCGAAUUAUACGAAUGCAGAUGUGUUAUCUAAUUAUAAAAGUGAACACGGAAAUAUUGUGGAUAAUAAAAAUAGUAGUAUAUUGCCUUUUAAUAAUAACCAGCAUAAAAAUGAAAUAUUUAAUGAGCCUAUUAUAAAAAAAUCAGACGAAUCGAUAUUAAGUAGUGAUGCAUUAAGUAAUAUUAAAACCUUAGAUAUAUAUAAAAAAAUAAAAAAACCUAAAUGGCACUAUCCAUAUAAAUUAUAUAGAGUUAUAUUAGGGCAUUCGGGUUGGGUAAAUUGCGUUGAUGUUGAUAUAAGUAAUGAAUGGUUUGCAACAGGAGCUAAUGAUCGACUAAUUAAAAUAUGGGACUUAGCUACCUGUAAACUAAAAUUAACCUUAACAGGGCAUAUAAAUAGUGUAAGAGAUAUAAAAAUUUCUAAAAGGAAUCCAUAUUUAUUUAGUUGUGGUGAAGAUAACAGAGUUAAAUGUUGGGACUUGGAAUACAAUAAAGUGAUAAGAGAUUAUCAUGGUCAUUUAUCUGGUGUAUAUUGUUUAUCUUUACAUCCAUCAUUAGAUAUAUUAAUGAGUGGGGGAAGAGAUGCAGUAGUUAGAGUAUGGGAUAUAAGAACAAAAAAUUCAAUUUUUGUAUUAUCAGGACAUACAGGAACGAUUAUGUCUUUAUCUUCGCAAUCUGUUGAACCUCAAGUUAUAUCAGGUUCUCAAGAUAAAAUGAUAAGAUUAUGGGAUUUAAAUAAUGGCAAAUGCAGAAUAGCAUUAACACAUCAUAAAAAAAGUAUUAGAUCUUUAUCCAUACAUCCUUUUGAAUACAGUUUUUGUAGUUGUGCUCCAGAUAAUGUUAAAGUAUGGUGUGGGGCAGAUGCAGAAUUUGAUAGAAAUAUUACAGGUUUUAAUUCAAUAGUAAAUUGUAGUUUAAUUAAGCAAGAUUCUUACUUUAGUGAUUCUUCAAUUUUAAUAUUAGGUAGUAAUAAUGGCCAGCUUCAUUUCUAUGAUUGGUCAAGUGGAUAUAAAUAUGAUACAUUGACAAAUAAAGUUGUACCUGGAACAGUUGAUUGUGAAAAUUCCACUUUAUCGAUGGCUUUUGAUAAAAGUGAGAGCCGGUUAAUAACAACACAUGGUGAUAAAUCCAUAAAGAUUUGGAAAGAAAAUGAAGAUGCGACACCAGAAAACUUUCCGAUUAAAUGGAAUCCUUAUGAUAACUUUAAAUUUUAA